AUGGCGGUUCCAGAAGGCCGCAGCAUCUACGAGGUCCUUGGCACCGUCCUCUACCGCACCAUACCCGUCAACAUGGACGACGCAAACGUGCAACGGCAGCAGCAGCGGGAUGAUUUCGACGUUCCUCUCGACUACGACACGGCGCUGGCGCUGCGCGAGAUCGAUGACGCGGCCAUGGCGGCGCGCUACCUAGCAACCAAAGCCAGGGGUGCCGCUCCCGCCACUGCUGGCGGCGCCGCAUCGCAUGAUGGUUCCGUGGUGGCGGACAGGGUGUCUUCUGCAACAGCAACGCGUGUGUCGGUGGCCGCGACGUCUAAAGCGCCAGUGCCGCCUCAGCGAUCCAGCACGCCGCCCUUCACGUCGGUGCGCCAUGGCGGGUCCGGCAGCGGCGGAGGACAGCUGUCCGCUGCGAAGACGUUGCAGUGUGCUCUCAGAGGCGGAAGCUCGAGCGAGAAUCCCUUGGUGACAAACUUCAGAAGCAGUCUAGAGGUUGCAGGGGGCCAGUGGAAAGCAAGUGAAGCUGUAGACAUUGGAGCACAGAAUGCCCAUCUCGUUAGGGCCCGCAUCAACGCUGCUGCGGUGAAGGCAGCCGGCAGUGGGACCGGCGUGGUGUCUGUUGCAGGGCGGUUGACCCGUGAUGACAUCAGCGCGAGGACGGUGGCGCAGGCGAUGGAGAUUUUGUUCCCUCUAGAGGCGGCGGGCCACGGCGGUGGUAGCAGAGCGGAGUCCGCCAACGACGGCGAAGAAAGGGCGAGUGAUGGCACCCCGACACCUCCGUUCUCCGCUUCCACGUCUCGGGUUCUUAGCGCAGCAACAGUCGCCGCGGCCAGAAGUGCCACCCAUGCGCCGGUGAUGUGGCGCAGAGCCGACGUGGCUCACCUGUCUCGCUUGGACGUAAUUCUCCUCUACAGGCACCUUCAACACCGCUGCGCCCGCGAGUCAGCGCGCCCUCGGGGGGUGGUGUGCCCAAAUCGGGAAUGUAUCUACAACGAUGGCCUCCGGGAGUUAAUCCGGCAAGUAACCCUCCUGUGCCCGGAGCGCGGCCUUCUGCUCGACGAGUUAGCCCGUAGCAUGCGCCAAGCGAUCGAGACAUACGACGUACUGCUGGACAGCGCGAACCAGUAUGCGGUGCGCAAGAGCACCGAGCGUGACCUGCAUCAGCACCUGUUUGCGGAGAAGACAGAUCUUGAGACGGAGGUGCGCCGUCGUGAGCAUCGCGUCAACGAGUGGCGCGCCAAGUACGCCGGCCUUCAAAAACGCUUUCAAGAGCAGCAGGAGGCGGACAGGAAGCUGCACGCCGAGGAAAUCGCCUACGCCAAGCGUGCCAACCAGCAACUCGUGAGCGAAAUCAAGCGCCUCGCCUCGGAAGCGGGGAAGGCGAAAGGGGCCUGA
Molecule: messenger RNA, 1392 nt
Organism: Leishmania mexicana MHOM/GT/2001/U1103
Lineage: Eukaryota; Euglenozoa; Kinetoplastea; Trypanosomatida; Trypanosomatidae
Exons: 1
Coding region: 1-1392 (463 amino acids)
Cellular component (GO): axoneme
Molecular function (GO): dynein heavy chain binding
Source: RefSeq, a predicted model, not a curated record